Entamoeba nuttalli P19 is the source of this 2844-nucleotide messenger RNA. Its product is annotated as RhoGEF domain containing protein. The coding region runs from base 1 to 2844 and encodes 947 amino acids. The transcript has a single exon. The record is from RefSeq and is a predicted model, not a curated record. Gene Ontology annotation, molecular function: guanyl-nucleotide exchange factor activity. Lineage: Eukaryota; Evosea; Mastigamoebida; Endamoebidae.
AUGGAAGUACUAAGACGUUAUCAACUAGAACCAUUAAAAGAAGAAGAGCAACGUAUUUGUUCUUCAUUAAUAAAAGUUAUGGAGUCUCAAAAUGAAGAAGUAACAAAAAAGUAUUUUGAUUGGUUUUGGAAAGAAGAGAAUCAAGUGAUUAUUGAACAGAUUGUGUACAAAGUUCAACUUUCGUUUUUCACUCAAUAUUUAUAUUUCAAUUAUCUUCCAGUGAGAAGAACAGCUACUGAAACAAUAUUACAAGUACUAAAACAUAUGAUUAUUGUGGAUAAUAAAAAAUUUAUAAUGAGAUUAAUGAGUGAGAAUGAUGUUUUUUUACAUGAAUUUGUUUUUAUUUUAGAAGACCCAGAAAUGAAAGAGUUUCAGACUGAUGUUAUUGGUAUUAUUCAAAGAUGUGCUUUUAUGGCUAUUUCAAGUGAGACAUUUAUUAAUUUAAUUAAACCAUUAACUGAGUUAUUAACAAUAACAAACCCAAAUAAUCGAAUUCUUAUUAGUACGCUUCAAACAUUACUAACUCCAUCUGAUACAAAGUAUCAAAUUUUAUUUGCUAAAUAUGAUGGAAUUAAUAAGUUAGUUACAUUGACUGAUCAAUCAAGUGAUUUUGAUAUUCGGUUUUAUUCAAUGGAACUUCUUAAGGGAAUGAUAAAAAAUAGACAAGAAAAUAUACGAAUGGCAUUUAAUAAAAGAAUAUUUAAUACAAGAAUAUUAAAUGUGUUAAUUAAUAUUUUAAAUUCUAGAGAAGAUAAAUUAGUUUCACAAGCAUUAGAAUUGGUAGAUUGUUUCUCAUCUAUUCCACAAAACAUUGAACAAAUGUUGAAUUCUGAUAUAUUUUAUUAUUUGUUAGAGUUUUUGACAUUUCCUUUUGAACAAGGAGUAGAUAAAUAUUCAAUAGAAGCAGUAUUACAUUCAUUAUUACAAAUUAGUGUUGUUCGUCCUGUUGUAUUAAAAUUAGCAGAUGUUGGUUUACCAUUGAAAAUAAUUAGUAUAUUAGAGGCACAUUCAUUUUUUACUGAGAAAGGUAUUGGAUGUGUUUGUGAUUUGAUAAGUAAUCUUUGUAGAUUCAAUGAACCAAGACAACAAUUCGUUCAAUAUGAAUUAGCAAAAACAUUACAAAGAGUUAUUGAAGAUGAUUCAUUAGAUGAAUAUACUAAAGACAGUCUUGUUCAAUUAAAAAGAAGGUUUGAUAAUAUACAAAUGAAAGAAGACUUGUUAAAGUCAGUUCAGAGUAUAUGUACUUCAUCUUCUAUUGAGAAGAAACAAUUAAAUAAUAUACAAGAAUUAUUAUCGUGUAUUGAAGAAGAAGGAAAUCAAACUAAAGAGGAAUUAAAUGAAGAUGAUGUUAUGAAUGAAAUCUAUAAUGCUGUUGAUGAUAUUCCCCUAAGUGAAGAGUUAAAAGAUAUAAAAUUAGAUAGUAUUCAACGACCAAAUAGUUUAUCUAAUCAAAUUGAUAAUACUCCACAUAAUCUCCUAAAGACUACAAAAGUACAAAACGAAAAUGUUACACCUAUAAAUGAUAAUAAAGAAAUUAAUGAAGAAAAUAAUAUCAGUAAAGAGGAAGUUUCAAUAAAGGAUAAUGAAAAAAGACAAACAAUGAGAACAGGGACUAAGAAAAAGGUUAAUGUUGUAGAAAGAAUGAUUCAAGAGCAAAAAGAGAAAGAAACAACAACAUUUAGUAAGAGAAAUCAUGGAAGUAAUGAUGGAAGACAAAAUUUCUUAUCACAUCAACGAAAUGAAAAUGGUAAUAUGAAGAAGAAAAUUAAUAUGGAAAAGACAGGAAGAAUGGGAAGUGAAGUUAUGAAUAUUCCAACAAUGACAACAAUUGCACAGAAUCAAACAAGUCUUAAUAUUAGUUCAGACAAUGCUAAAAUAUUAGCUGAUUUAAAUUUAAAGAAAGUUACUCGAAGACAUGUUAUACAAGAAAUGUAUACUACAGAGAAGACAUAUGUACAACAAUUAAAUCAAAUUACUAAAGAAAUUAUGCCAGUAAUGAAAAAAAUAAUGAAAGAUGAUGAAUAUCAAGAAUUAUUUAAUAAUAUUGGAGAAAUUUAUGAAAUCCAUAAAACAUUAUUUAAACAAAUAGAAGAACGAUGGGAAGAACAAAAAGACAUUCCAUUAAUUAUUGUUUCUGAUAUUUAUAAUAAAUUUUUUAGUGAUCAAAAGACAUAUAAUAUUUAUAUGGAAUAUUAUACUAAAGCAGACUCAGGACUUAAUUUUAAUUAUCAACAAUGUUCACCUGAGGUUAUGAAACAAGCACUUGAAUUUAAACAAAAGAGAAUUCCAAUAGAUCAAUUUUUAAUUCAACCAAUUCAAAGAUUACCACGAUAUGUUUUAUUAUUAAAAGAAUUAAUUAAAGCUACACCAGAAAUUAUUAUUGAUGAAUAUAAUUCACUUAAACAAGCACAAUCAAAAUGUGAUAAAAUUACAACUGAAUUUAAUUUAGCAACAAAGAAAUUAAGAAGAAUAAAACAAUUAGAAGUAUAUAAAAACAGUAUUGAAGGAUUUAAACAUGAAGAAAAUCAAGAGUUUAUUAGAGAUGGUCAAAUUGUUAUUAAAUAUAAAAAGAGAAAGACAUUAUGUACUGUUGUUUUAAUGAAUAAUGUUUGUUUCUUCCUUACAAAGAAGAAACAAAUGUUUCAUAAAAUCAUUGAAGUUUACUUUGAUAAAGUUACAGGAGUAAUUUUAAGAGAACCAAAGAAAAAAGGAGAAUUGGAAUGGUUAAUUGAAAUUGAAUUUAUACAUGAUGGAGAUAUUAGUUCUGUAGUAAUGGUAAUGGGAGUUGAAUUACCAUAUCAAGAAUGGUAUAAUGACCUUCAUCAAUGCAUGACAAACUAUUAA